This is a messenger RNA of Sorghum bicolor (sorghum), 1510 nucleotides long. Its product is annotated as CMP-sialic acid transporter 1. Gene Ontology annotation, cellular component: Golgi membrane. The record is from RefSeq and is a predicted model, not a curated record. Lineage: Eukaryota; Viridiplantae; Streptophyta; Magnoliopsida; Poales; Poaceae. The coding region runs from base 152 to 1120 and encodes 322 amino acids. Gene Ontology annotation, molecular function: pyrimidine nucleotide-sugar transmembrane transporter activity. The transcript is spliced from 8 exons. Gene Ontology annotation, biological process: pyrimidine nucleotide-sugar transmembrane transport.
UGUACCGGGGGUAAACUGAGAAAAGAUUAACUUCAUCGUGCUCACUGCUCAGCCUAGUGGCGUAGUGCUGCCCUGCCGAAUGCCGCCCGCCUCCAUCCCGUAGAAGACAAAGAGAGAAGGAUAGAACUGGACGGCGGCGGCGGAGACGACGAUGCAGUGGUACUUGGUGGCCGCGCUCCUCACCGUCCUCACCAGCUCCCAGGGAAUAUUGACCACCCUUUCCCAGAGCAAUGGCAAAUAUAAGUAUGAUUAUGCCACAAUUCCUUUUUUAGCUGAGCUCUUCAAGUUGUCUGUCUCAGGCUUCUUCCUCUGGAAGGAAUGCCAUUCUUCAUCUCCACCAAGGAUGACAAAGGAAUGGAGGAGUGUGCGACUAUAUCUUGUUCCUUCAGUCAUAUACCUCAUCCACAACAAUGUCCAGUUUGCAACAUUGACUUAUGUUGACCCAUCUACCUAUCAGAUAAUGGGAAACCUGAAAAUUGUUACAACUGGGAUUUUGUUUAGGCUUGUUCUAAAAAGGAAGUUGUCCAAUCUACAAUGGAUGGCAAUUGUUUUAUUGGCUGUUGGUACAACUACAAGCCAGGUGAAAGGAUGUGGAGAUGCACCAUGUGAUUCUCUUUUCUCAGCACCAUUGCAGGGUUACAUGCUUGGAAUACUUUCUGCUUGUCUUUCCGCUCUAGCCGGUGUGUACACAGAAUAUUUGAUGAAGAAGAACAAUGAUAGUUUGUACUGGCAAAAUGUACAAUUAUAUACGUUUGGAGUUAUGUUCAACAUGGGCUGGCUAAUUUAUGGUGAUUUUAAAGCUAGAUUUGAGCUGGGUCCAUGGUGGCAGCGCCUUUUUAAUGGUUAUUCAAUCACAACAUGGAUGGUAGUGUUCAAUUUAGGAUCUACUGGUCUGCUAGUAUCAUGGUUGAUGAAGUAUUCUGACAAUAUAGUCAAGGUGUACUCAACUUCAAUGGCAAUGCUUUUGACGAUGGUUUUAUCUAUAUAUCUUUUCAGUGUGAAAGCUACAAUUCAGCUCUUCUUGGGCAUUAUCAUUUGUAUAAUUUCCCUGCAGAUGUAUUUUAUGCCUGUGCACAUGCUUGUUGAAUUGCCACAAACAUUGCCUGUAGCAUCAAAGUAGGUUCACGGCAUUGUUAGCUAACACAUUGUUCAGGAGAGUAGGGCAGGCAGUGUUGAUUGAAGGGUUAAUUGACUGUCUGCAGCCCAGCUCUAUUUGAGUCAUCUGUUUGGAAAUUUAUGGUUGUAAUCUCAACAGCUAUGGAGCUAUGGUUAGUUUCAUGUUGCAGAAAAGGGGAAUCAGUUGUGAAGUGAGCAUGUAAUGCCAAUGCCAACAAUUGAAAGUUAAUAUGUACAGUCUUUCCAAUUUUUAUCCAGGUAAAAGAUGGAGGCUGAUUGGUCUUGUUGUCUAGGGAAGAGAAAUCCAUGCAAAUGCAAAUAUUCUUCAAAUAGAGCAAAACUACUCAUUCACCUUGUAUCCACAAUUUUGCAUUAAUGGAGUUCAUACAGAACU